Molecule: messenger RNA, 1009 nt
Organism: Mercurialis annua (annual mercury)
Lineage: Eukaryota; Viridiplantae; Streptophyta; Magnoliopsida; Malpighiales; Euphorbiaceae
Product: short chain aldehyde dehydrogenase 1-like
Exons: 2
Coding region: 111-956 (281 amino acids)
Source: RefSeq, a predicted model, not a curated record
UUAAUCGUGGACCAUGGGACAUGUAUAUACACACUAAAUUUUGCUUACCAUUUAGUAGUUAAUUUCUCUUCAUUUCCAUCUGUUUGAUCUUGGGAUCCUAUAGAAUCAAGAUGAGCACAAGUUCUGCAAACACCAAGAGGCUAGAGGGCAAAGUGGCUGUUAUAACCGGUGGAGCGAGCGGCAUUGGCGAGUGUUGUGCGAGACAAUUUGUGAAACAAGGAGUCAAAGUAGUGAUCGCGGAUAUCCAAGAUGAACUUGGCCAAUCUCUUUGCAAACAAAUCGGUUCAGAUGACACAAUCUCCUACAUUCACUGCGAUGUCACGUCUGAUUCGGACGUUCAAAACGCUGUCGAUAUGGCUGUCACCAAGUACGGAAAGCUAGACAUCAUGUUUAGCAAUGCUGGCAUCGGAGGGAACACUGGCCCUGGUAUUCUAGAUAUAGAUAACGAAGAUUUCAAAAGGGUUCUUGAUAUCAAUAUGUUCGGCGCUUUUUUGGCAGCCAAACACGCCGCGAAAGUCAUGAUUCCCGCGAAGAAAGGCUGUAUUCUGUUUACUGCAAGUGUCGCUGGAGUUACAUGUAUGCAGGUUCCUCAUCCAUAUGCUGUCUCGAAACAUGCAGUGAUUGGUUUCACAAAAAACUUGUGUGUAGAAUUAGGGAGAUAUGGGAUAAGGGUGAAUUGUAUCUCGCCGUAUGCAGUUGUAACUCCAUUAGUAACGAAACCGAUGGGAUUAAUGGAGGUCGAAAAGGAGUCUAAGGAGAAGAUCGAGAAAUUGUUGUCGGAGUCAUCAAAUUUGAGAGACGCGGUGUUAGAACCAAAUGAUAUAGCCGAGGCGGCUAUAUAUUUGGUAAGUGAUGAGUCUAAGUAUGUGAAUGGAUUGAAUCUGGUGGUUGAUGGUGGUUUUAGUGUAACCAAUCCUUCAUUUGGGAUAGCUAUGCAAAACUUGUAUGCUUCUUGAGCUGUGGAGUAUUACUUGAGAAAUUGUGCUCUCAGUUGAGAUUUGAUGCUUCU